Molecule: messenger RNA, 915 nt
Organism: Hibiscus syriacus
Lineage: Eukaryota; Viridiplantae; Streptophyta; Magnoliopsida; Malvales; Malvaceae
Product: pentatricopeptide repeat-containing protein At3g51320-like
Exons: 3
Coding region: 1-915 (304 amino acids)
Biological process (GO): RNA modification
Molecular function (GO): RNA binding; protein binding
Source: RefSeq, a predicted model, not a curated record
AUGGAUUGUUCUAAAUCUGCCCGAAAGUGUCACGGCCAGGCAAUUAAAUUUGGGGUCGUUGAUAAUUUGCCUGUAUGCAACUGCUUGAUUCAUACGUAUGGUUGUUGUGGGAUUCUUGAGUUUGCUAAUAAAGUGUUCCUUGAAAUGUCUCGAAGGGAUAUUGCCUCUUGGAACUCUUUCAUUGAUGCUUAUUUAGACAAAUGGUGGGAACUGGAUUUAUGGGGAAUGAGAAGACUGUGGCUAGUGUGCUUGGGAACUGGAUUUAUGGGGAAUGAGAAGACUGUGGCUAGUGUGCUUAGUAGAGUAGGAUUAGCUCGUAGGAUGUUUGAUAAGAUUAGAUAUAGGAAUCAAGUUUGCUGGAAUGCCAUAAUUUUGGGGCAUUGCAUUCAUGGUAAUCCGGCAGAUGGUCUAGAAUUAUUCACAGAUACGGUUGAUCGAUGCAAGGUUGGAGGAGAAGAGGGCAUUUCUCCUGAUGAAAUUUCUUUCGUCGGUGUUCUGAGUGAUUGUGCUUGGGCGAGAUUGGUAACAGAAGGCAGAAACUAUUUCAGCCAAAUGAAGAACAAAUUUGUUAUAAAGCCAAACUUUGCACAUUAUUGGUGCAUGGCAAAUAUUUAUGUAGGUGCCGAACUUUCCCGAGAGGCGGAGGAGAUCCUAAGGCAAAUGUCGGAUUGUGUUGAGGAUUUAUCAUCUGAUUCUGUGCUCUGGGCUAACUUGCUCAUCUCGUGUCGAUUUAGGGAAGGUGCGACAUUUGGGGAAAGAAUAGCAACAUCUUUGAUCGAAAAAGAGCCUAAAAACUUAUCAUAUUAUCAGUUAUUGAUGAAUGUGUAUGGUGUGGCAGGGCAAUGGGAGGAUGCUGCCAGAGUAAAACAGUUGAUGAAGGAUAGGGGGAUAGAGUUGCUGGGUGUAAUCUUGUAG